AGGAUACAUGAUCAUGUGAGGAAUAUACCUCUGAGGUUCUCCUCGCAUUUACCUCGGUCAGUCCUCCUAGCUUCUGAUUGGUUAGUUCUAUCACGUGUCGUGUAGAAACAAGGAAGUGUUGUUGUUGUGAGCUUGUGGAUCCGUCUGGAGAACAGUUAGGCGCUGGUAUCCGCGUCCAUCCAGCUACGUGUUCCCAAUAGGAGUGACCCAACCACCACAGACACGACCCUGUGUUAGGUGGUGUUAUGUUCAGGAUUUGGUGACUUUUAGUCCCUGUAACUGUGGAUACCGCCAUUUGUGUGCACCCGGACUGUUGUCCGGUCGAGAGCAGCGGAUGAACUGAACGCUCCUAGUAGUUGGAGGUAUGAAGGAUUUCUGCAGCUUUUCCCCUUUUUCAUGAUUUUUGUGACAUUUGAACCAGACAUUUUUCUCCCUCCAUGUGUGACGAUGAGAGUGAAUCGGUUCAUGUGCUGCAGUCUGAGGAGCAGAUAGAAGAUGAGACGGAGCGCUGCAAACACGCUGCAGAGAGGAUCCAUGUAGGCAGCUGUUACACCAGUUGGGCAGUUGUGAAGAUGACCAAACCCAAAACCAAGGCUUGCCUCCACUGUCAUGGCAUGAAUGCAGCGAACCGCAAAACAUGCCAGUCGUGUUUUGCGAGCCUCUCUAUGAAAGAGAGGAUUAAGUUGAAGGAGGAGAGCUUGCGCUCUGGUGACUGGGGGGGGAAAGUGAAGGAGCACCGCAACGCAGGCAGAGUGGUGGAUUCAGCCCGUAUAUCUGUGAAGAAACUGCAUGAGCUGGACUUUAAGCCUCUGCUGUUCAUGGGGAGAGAGAGGAGAGGAGGCUGCUUAGCUGAGGUCAUCACAGGCAUCGGGCCCAUCCCAGAGGGACCUGUGAGGGAGCUCAUUAAGAGAAUGACUGCCCUCUAUGAGUACUUCCUCACAAAUUACAGUGAGCUACUUGCCACGACUACAGCUCCAUCUGAUGAAGCAGCAUCAGCACCCCCGGCCUCCUCCCAGGAGGAGACCCUCCCUGUCUUAAACGUGGAGCUCCCACCUCCCUCCUCUUCUCCUCCUACAACCCCUUCUCUCGUUUUACCUCCUCUUCCCACUCUCUGUCUCUCUACCCCUCCUACG
Messenger RNA from Anarrhichthys ocellatus (wolf-eel), 1133 nucleotides. RefSeq lists its product as uncharacterized. Lineage: Eukaryota; Metazoa; Chordata; Actinopteri; Perciformes; Anarhichadidae. The record is from RefSeq and is a predicted model, not a curated record. The annotation marks the transcript as partial. The transcript has 5 exons.